UUUGUGGCUGUAAGACAUGAAAUUACAUGAUUCAUGUUAGUUUUCAUGUGUAUCAACCGUGUAUCUACCUUCCCUAUCCCAGCCCCUGGCAAACACACCCUCGACCUAUGCUUCCUAUCUCUGGCGCAAAACACACUAUCUAAGUGCCUAACCUGACUAUCACCAAACACAAACACUCUACCUUGGGGCAGGGUAACUGUGUCUGUCCCCUCCUUCUUGUCUCCUCCCACCAUGCCCACCUUCUCCUCCUUCACUUCCUCUAGCACACUGAAGGAAUUCUUUGUCUCCACGCAAGGCGCCCUGAGGACCUUCAGCCUCUUGGCUCCCCUACACACAACUGACCACUGCUCCUCCGUUGCCUUACUAGGUAGGGUGACAGUGGGGCAUGACCCUCCCACAGGUGCUGAGAUCCUCUCACAGAACUCAGCGUGCAGGUCUGAGAUCCCUUCACAAAACUCAGUCUGUACCUCCAAGAUCCUUCAAUGGAACUCAGCCUCCACCUCUGAGACCUUCGCAACGAAAGCCUUGAGAACAGGAGAACUAACACAACCAGACGACUCAGCAACACAAGGAUGUGCUGGAGGGAGGCAGCAGAUCCCUUGAUGUCCCCUGUGAUGAACUUAAGGCGGGCAGAAAGUAUGAGGGCAGCCAGCAGGGCAGGGCAGGCGCGGGUGAUGGUCUCCAGCACCAGCAGUGCUUGCUUC
Molecule: messenger RNA, 704 nt
Organism: Scylla paramamosain (green mud crab)
Lineage: Eukaryota; Metazoa; Arthropoda; Malacostraca; Decapoda; Portunidae
Exons: 2
Coding region: 232-603 (123 amino acids)
Source: RefSeq, a predicted model, not a curated record